AUGUCACAUGAAGUUCGAUUACCAAAAGACACAGUACAACUUGAUACAGAUAAUACCCUUACAUCAUAUAGUCAAAUUUUAAAAUUAGCACAUUAUAAAACACCAACACAAGUGAUUAUGAAAAUUGGUAGUGAAAAUAUCCAAAUUAUAACGGCCAAAAAACAAGAUCUAAUUUUUGGAUUGAGCUGUCAACUUAACGAUGUAUUUCAUAUAUCAGAGAUUGAGGACAUAACAUUUUCAUCUAAUGAAAGUGAUAACAAUGAAUUUGCAAUUAAACAAAAUGGUAGACCUUCAUUUACAUUUACAAGUCAAAUAAGGGACACAAUUAUCCAGGCCAUUCGCACUUCUAAAGCAAGAUACCAGAUAGCAAAACCCAUUAAAGACACCGAAAGAAUUUUGAGACCAAAUGAUGUACCAGGAACUUUGUUAAAUAUGGCAUUAUUCAAUAUUAUAAGCGAAGAUCCUAACCUUAGACUAGCUGCAUAUAAUUUGUUAGUUUCUUUAAGUAAUGUAUUUAAUUUUGAUAUGGGAAAUCAAUUAUUGGCCACAAAAGUUGGAAUAAGUGAAAAACUUGCUGCUUCAGAAAGUCGACUUACUCUUGAUUUUCUAAUGGAAUUUUUUGUUGGUUUUAAUAAGUCAAGUGUGCCAAUAAAACAUUUAUGUCUUCAAUAUAUGGCUCCUUGGUUGUUAAAUUUAGCCAAAGUAAAUGAAAUUACCGAUUUAAUAAUUGAUGAAUUUUUACAAUAUGCUGUUGAACAUGGUAUAAAUUCUAUGCAAUCUGAAACUGUAGCCAAUACCAUAGUAACUUUCUCUUCACCAAGCAUCCGUGGAAAAGUAAUAGCCAAAUUGAGAAAGGUAAUUGCAGGAACUUCUUUAAAAGCAACAAGAACCCUUACAGACAACCCUGCAUGGCCUGAAAUUGCAGCUUUGGUUCGAUUUAAUUUAAUGUUAUCGUUUAAUGAUGAAAAUAUUCACCAAUAUCUGCCUGAAUUAUUUUAUAUUGUUUCUAUUUUGGUAGCAACUGGCCCUCCGAUUAUAAGGGCAUCAAUUCAUGGACUUAUUGUAAACUUAGUUCAAUCACUGUGUACAUCAGUUCCAUUAGAAGAUUCCAAUAUGACAAAACUCAGUUUAUUAUUGAAUGAAUUAUCUGAACCUAAUUACCGUUACUUUUUUGGAUUAAACAAUGUUUUUGGAAAUGCCUUUGUGAUUUCUCCAGAAUCUAUUAAUGAUAUAUCAGAUAGUAUGCCUUUAGCAUCAUUAGAAAAGAUUGUUCAAGCUCUUUUGGAUGUGAUGAUAUUUGGUUCUGCUUCAGCUGCACGUUGGUUGGGGCUUGUUGCAAGUACAGCUUUUCAACAUAAUCCAGCAAUACAACCUAGAGCAUUUGUAACGUUAGGAUGUUUGGCACGUGAAGAAGUUGAUGAUGAUCUUUUAUAUCAAAUAUUGGUAGCAUUGAGAGGAGCAUUGUUAAUGUUUACAGAAAAUGAUUGUUUGCUUAUAAUAAGCAUUGUUAUGUGUCUUACAAACAUUGUAGAAAAUUUACCAUCAGGUUCACGUUAUUUGUUACCAUUAUUUUGGCUAGCCAUUUCACUAAUUCAAAUUGGUCAUGUUCCAAUAUUUCCAAGUGCAAUAUCACUAUUACAAGAAGUUUUACGGACUCUAGAUAACAAUAAUGUCUUUGAAAAUAAAGAUAUUGCUAAAGUACUUCUAAAUGCUAGAAUUCCAUUGGAAGAAAUCAGCAUAAAAAUGGACAGCGAAACAGGGUUAAAUUUUGAGUAUUUUUCAUUCGCGAUUGCAGCUACAUUACUUAAAGGAUUGAAAAAUCCAAUCACGAAAACUGGUACUCAAAGUUUAUUAAUGUCAUUUUUAGACAUAGCAUCUAGAGUUGGGAAUAAACGUCAAAAUGACAUUAUAGAUGCUAGUAUGCUAGGUUAUCUCGCAGCAUUAUUGCCAGUAUCGGCCAAUAACCAGGAUAUGAAAGAAUUGUUAUGGCUUUGUGGAAUUGAUGAUUGCGAGAUUGAUAAUCCCGAAUUAACAACAACCUAUUUUAGAAUGUAUGAUAAAUUGGACAUACCAAAUGACAAAGUCGCUUUUCUAUUAAUUUCAUUGAUGAUAGCAAUUUUAGAUAAUGCAGAAAACGAGUCUGAAAAAUUGUUCCUUUAUGGAUUUUUGGCCGAAACUGCUAAAGCACUACCUGAUGUUUUUUCAUUGGUAUAUGACAAUUUGCGUCCCAAAUUGGCACAUAUGAUAAAUAAUUGUGAGACGAUAUCGAUUCUUGAUUCAGUCCAAUCCAUUCUUUACACAAUUGUAUCAUCGGAAACUGAACUCCAGUUAAAGGGUAGUAAAAAAAAAAUGCCAUCGUAUCUUGAAGAGCUUGGAUUUUCUAAUUUGAUGGAAUGUGGUUCAUUUCAAAAUAUUACUAAAGAAAAAAUGAAGAUAAAUGCGUUACUAGCAAGUGAUUUG
Molecule: messenger RNA, 2460 nt
Organism: Entrophospora sp. SA101
Lineage: Eukaryota; Fungi; Glomeromycota; Glomeromycetes; Entrophosporales; Entrophosporaceae
Source: the annotation of a GenBank genome assembly